This is a messenger RNA of Amblyraja radiata (thorny skate), 6069 nucleotides long. RefSeq names its product kelch like family member 28 (gene klhl28). Gene Ontology annotation, molecular function: protein binding. The coding region runs from base 635 to 2350 and encodes 571 amino acids. Lineage: Eukaryota; Metazoa; Chordata; Chondrichthyes; Rajiformes; Rajidae. The record is from RefSeq and is a predicted model, not a curated record. The transcript is spliced from 6 exons.
AUAACAAACCGUGUCUGUCUGUCUGUCUGUCCGCUCGCUCGUCGCUCGUCCCUCCCCCCCUCCCACCGUCGCCAGCGCGCGCACGCACGCGACGCCCAGGCACGGGCACACGCGCGAACCGGUUUGAAAAAACUCGCCACAAAAUGGCCGUAACUAGGGGCAGGCAGGCAGGUCACGUGAACACAACGGACCGUAGCCGCAGAGCGCUUCCAUGGUGAGGGGAGACCGACGCCCCACCCGGAUGCAACCCGAUCGUCGGGAAUUGUAGUCCGUUCAACUCUCUCCAGUUAGCAACGUUUGUGCGUUUAAACUGCAUCUCCCAGUGUUGGUCUGUGUGUGGGCACAAAGUUCAGUGUGAAGAACCGGAUUAAUAUUUUGAACGGCUGUGAUAAACUUAUAAAUUUAAGCAAGUGAGAUGUUUUAUAAUGUGCGAUUUAGCUGCUAUUCUUGAUUUUUUUGUUUAAAUCCUAACCUUUGCCGGAAAUUGCGCACUCCCCACCUGUUUUGUAUUUGUGUUUGAUGGGGAAUUGGUGGAUUUGUUCCUCCUUCGCUUGGCGGUUUCCACCGUGCUCCUGUCAGAUUGCCUUUUGAUUUCUACGCAUGUGAAGAAACACUUGCCAGAGAGAAGUCCUUGAUGGACCAGUCCCCUCAAUCCUACAUGCUUGCCAAUCUGACACAUCCACAUUCAGAGCAGUUGCUGCAGGGAUUACAUCUUCUUCGACAGCAUCGUGAGCUUUGUGACAUUGUCCUCAGGGUUGGUGAUGUCAAGAUCCAUGCCCACAAGGUGGUGCUGGCUAGCAUCAGCCCAUAUUUCAAAGCCAUGUUUACUGGAAACCUUUCAGAGAAUGAAAACUCUGAAGUUGAAUUUCAAUGCAUAGACGAGACUGCUUUGCAGGCUAUUGUAGAGUACGCAUACACAGGAACUAUAUUCAUUUCACAAGAUACAGUAGAAUCUCUACUACCUGCUGCAAAUUUGCUUCAAAUCAAACUAGUACUAAAAGAAUGUUGUACAUUCCUUGAAAGCCAGCUUGAUCCUGGCAAUUGCAUUGGCAUUUCCCGGUUUGCUGAAACAUAUGGCUGUCAUGACUUGUACCUUGCUGCAAACAAGUACAUUUGUCAGAAUUUCGAAGAAGUCUGUAAGACUGAAGAAUUUUUUGAGCUGAACCACACAGAAUUAGAUGAAAUAAUUUCAAAUGACUGUCUCAAUGUUGUGACGGAGGAGUCUGUUUUUUAUGCAUUAGAGUCGUGGAUUAAAUAUGAUGUGCAAGAAAGACAAAAAUAUCUGGCGCAACUGCUGCACUGUGUUCGAUUGCCGUUAUUAAGUGUAAAAUUUCUGACAAGAUUGUAUGAGGCAAAUCAACUAAUACGUGAUGAACAUACCUGCAAGCACCUUCUAAACGAAGCCCUUAAGUAUCAUUUCAUGCCAGAGCACAGAUUUUCCCAUCAGACUGAGUUUUUGACACGACCACGUUGUGCUCCCAAAGUACUUUGUGCUGUUGGUGGAAAAACUGGAUUGUUUGCAACAUUAGACAGUGUGGAAAUGUACUUCCCUCAGACAGACUCCUGGACGGGUCUGGCACCACUCAGUAGCCCACGCUAUGAAUGCGGGGUUGCUGUUGUUGAUCAGAAACUUUAUGUGGUGGGAGGAAUUGCAACCCAUAUUCAACAAGGAAUCAAUUAUCGAAAGCAUGAAAAUUUGGUGGAAGGUUGGAAUCCAGAGACAAACAAAUGGACAUCUGUAGAAAGAAUGAAUGAAUGUAGAAGCACUCUUGGAGUGUCUGUUUUAGCUGGUGAACUGUAUGCAUUAGGUGGUUAUGAUGGAGAAAAUUAUUUGCAAUCUGUGGAAAAAUACAUUCCCAAAGUAAAGCAAUGGCAGCCUGUUGCACCUAUGGCAAAAAGUCGAAGCUGUUUUGCAGCAGCAGUUUUGGAUGGAAUGAUCUAUGCUAUUGGAGGAUACGGUCCAGCCCACAUGAACAGUGUGGAACGUUAUGAUCCAAGCAAAGAUUCCUGGGAGAUGGUAGCUCCAAUGGCAGAUAAAAGAAUUAACUUUGGUGUUGGUUCAAUGCUUGGAUUCAUCUUCGUUGUUGGUGGACACAAUGGCGUAUCACAUUUGCAAAGUGUUGAGAGAUAUGAACCACAUCAAAAUCAAUGGACUUUGUGCAGGCCAAUGAAUGAUCCUAGAACAGGAGUUGGUGCAGCCAUUGUAGAUAAUUACCUCUAUGUGGUCGGAGGUCAUUCAGGGUCAUCAUACCUGAACAUGGUACAGAGGUAUGACCCAACUCUAGAUACCUGGUCAGAUUCGACUGGUAUGUUGUCAUGCCGCUGCAACUUUGGGCUAGCUGCGUUUUGAUGGUUGCUUCAUGAAGAAUUUACUAUAGUAAUAAACCCUGCAUGACAAAAUGAUCAACUGUACUGAGAUUGAGGAACUGCACAAUCUUUCAGGUUUCACUGAGAAUCUUGGCUGCUACUGUUGGUAUUUUGCAGAAAGGUUUUUGUUUUUAAUUGAAUCUAUUAUAUUGUAUUAUCGUAUGCAUAUGGGGAAGAUAAACUGAUGCCUGAAACAGCCAGGGCUAACAUAGCUCCAGCUUUUCCACCUUAUAAACAUUCCCCUCCAUUUUAAGUAAUUGUCACCUCCACUUUUUCUCAUUUUAAUUAUAAAGAAUCUCACAUUCAAAACCCUUAGAUUAAAGUUCAUGUCCCUUUUGUGAAUUAUGUUCACUGCAUUAUGUUCUGUUUAACAUCUGUGAUUCACAUAAAUUUGAUACUAAAGGGCUGCCUUGGCAUAUUCGUCAGAAUUUUUUAAUAUGACUUUGUAUUGUUUGCUUGUAUAAUGCAAUGUGAUUUAUGUACUUUGUAGAGCUGACUAUGUAAUAACAUGCUAUUAAUAACUACAAUUUGCCCCUUUAGCAAUUUUCCAUCAGAAUAAGAUCACUUAAUAUUUAAAAUGGCUUUAUUCAAAAAAACAAAACAAAUGUACAUUAAAAAGGGAUUUCAAUUGGGUUAUCAGUGCAAUUGCAAUUUGUACUUUUCAUAUCUUGAAAUGUAGGAAAUUCAGAACUUGCAUUACAAACCUAUAUUCACAGAGCUUAACAUAUACUAUUUAUGAAUUAAGUAGUUGACUUUGUGAGUAUAGCGUGUAAUAUUUUAAUCAAUACUGAAGUUUUAAGUAUUUGUAUAUUUUGCCUUAUUAUUCAGCUCUGAUUGGCAAAUGUUGAGUUUAUUCAUGUGUUCCUUUGUACAGCUGCUGUUGAGGGAGACUUAUUACCUGGUGCUAUCCAACAAUUCAGGGCACAGAUAAUUUAUGGUGUAAAUGUCCUAUGAUUUUUAUUUUCUAUAUUCCAAAAAUGGAGAUCUCGCAUGCCUCCGAGCAAGCAAAGCUGGAGUGAGGGCACUGUAUAUACAAUGAAUUUUCAGCACCUAAAAUCCUAGCCUAGUUGACUUUCUAAUGCGUUGAGCACUAUCCACCUUGAUUAAUACUCGGUUCUCUCAUUAUGCAUAGUUUCCCUAAUCCCAAUCUAUUCAUGGACCUCAAUUUGUAAACAAAAUACAGUCACCAAAAUUUUAUUUUGUUUCUACAACAUCUUGUAUCAUAUUCCAUUUCAGUCAUGUAAGAUUUUGAAUGUUUCUUGUUUUGUAAAUUUAGAAAUGUACUUCUUGCUAAUACUGUUUUUUUCCUGUAUCUAAUGUAACAUUAACUGAGGCAAACAACUUUGCAUUCAAUUGUUAUGGAUGUCUGAAAUGAUUUACAGAUGCACCUUUAAAAAAAACAUCACAAAUAUAAUCUCCCUAUAAUACUAUGGCUUUUCCUGUACCUAAAAUGUGCAAAAAAAAAAGAAUUGUGUGUUUGUGACAAAGUUUGAAGUAACUUGGUUAGAACGGUUCUUUUGACAUGAUUGAAGCUAUAGUUAGUAUGUUUAGACUAGAUUAGCAAAGUACCAACACAAUGUUUGUACAUGUUGUUGGUAAACUGUACAUUUUGGUUUUGAUUGUUAGUUAUAUAUUUUGGUGGUUGCAUGGACUUGUGUCUGUGCACUUGUAUUUGUGCUUCAGGUCAGGCUGAAUUAUUGCGUGCUACUUAAUAUCCACCUUGACCUUCUGGAUGUUUUUGGAUCCUGAUGGAGAAGGCUACUUAGGUUUGUUGGAAUAAAAUGGUGCAAUAACAUUUUAUAUGGCUUUUUUAAAUGUAAUUUAUACGUGGAAGAAUGGGUUGAUUUAUGGAAUCUUUGUGCUCUAAAUAUACCACUUGUCAGUAAAAUGUAACAUUUGUGGUUCUUGUGUAGAAUGAACUUCUGUAACCUUCCAUAUUUCUGAGUACAAAUAGAACAUGUGCAUUUUGUUUCAUUCAAAUAAAGGCAUGAUUUAAUGUAAAAAUUAGUGAAGUUCACCAAAACACCAAACAGUCCCAAAGGCUUGGCAAACUACACAUGUCCUACUGGUUUCGUAGCACGUGUUUAUCUUGAUGGCAUAACUGAUGCCAUAGCAAUAAUUACUGUCAGUGACAUCUGAGAAAAUGUUGACCUUUGUUUCAGCUAGUUAUUUUAUUUUAAAGAACCUAUAUUAAAAAAAAAACUUGUUUAAAUCGGGUCAGAUUUGGGUUUUACCCGAUGUGAUUAAAAACAUGAAUCUAAUGGUAAUUUGAAUACUCGACCUCCAUUCUCAACAUUUAGAUAUCGUUGGAAGUGUUUGUCAGUUUACAUGUUUCAUAUUAUGCACUCAUUUAAUGUUCUUGUGACAAAAGGAUUCAGAAAUUCUGGCAAAAUACUAGAAACUAACAUUUUACAUAUUUAAUUUGGAAACUUUCCUUUAAAUUAGUUUUUCUGUUGAUUUGACUUUUUUUGUUAGUCAGAAUAAACUUUAUCGGCAACCUUACAGAAGUGGACAAAGCAAUUGUCAAUUGCAGCAUUUUUAUCCCCUACAUUUUUAUAAGGUCAAUUGCUUUUCACAAGUCUUUUUCUCAGUGUCAUAACCUUCUGUAUUAUCCUGUUAUAGUUCAUAUGAUUUCCAGUACCUGAUAGCUUAAUUACAAGUGCAAAAAUUAGCAUUUACUAAAAUGAAAUUGUGCACUCAAUUCAUAUACUAAUAUUGGCCGUGAACUAAGAAUGCUGUUCUAGAAUGAUUUUUAAAAAUUAUUUGUUGCUAUCUGCAUUACCCCAUCUCCCGUCAAGUUUCGUUUUUUGCUGGAAGAGUAUCAUUUUAUGUACAUAAAUCGUGUAUCCCAAUACCACGUGGGAUAAUGCAAUGGAUUAGAAAAAGCUUUUGUGUUUUCUGUCUACUUGGCUUUAAUUUUUAAGGAAAAUAUUUUUCUGAAGCCAGAAAUGAGACCAGGGCUUUUGUGCUUUGCAUAAUUGAGAGAUGUACAUGCAAAUAAACGUAAUUGUUUUGGUUGAUCUAGUAUCAGUUACACUUUAUACUGAAAUUGGUAACAAUUUGAAUAGAUUAGUUAGAUGGUUCUGCCUCUGUAUUCAUCAAAACCAAAUGUCUUUAGCAUUUACUGAACACACAAACCACAUUGUGUUUAUUCUCAUAUGUCUUAAUGAGAUUAUCCAUAGUUAAAAAUCUGUAUUAUAUCUGGCCUAAAAUAACACCAAUAAUAAUAGUGGACACUGGAUUAUUAUGGAUGUUUUGCAAAUUUAACUAAUGAGGGACAUGUGCACAGCUAUAGUCAUCACUGAUUUCAUAGCUUGCCAUAAACAUUUAGCUCAUACUGGUUUUUGGCUACCUGACUUUCAUUCAGUGUUAUUGUUUAAAUCCGUAACUGCUUUAUUUUAAAUAAAAAUUGACUCUAAACCUUUGUAAAUAAAGGUUAAAGACUUAUUUGUAUCGACGAGAAAAUUACAUUGUAAAUACAGUUGUAUGCUCUGUACCUGCAAAUGUCAGUCUUUCAUUUAAAACAUGAGUAUCAUCCCACCUGCUUUUUGGCCUCUUGUUACAUGUGUAAAAGUGCUGAAGGACUGUUUUUACACCAUUUGAGUUUGGUUUUCUUAAAGCAGUGUCUAUAUUUCACAUGCCUGUGGUGUCAAAUACUGUUACAGUAUUUCAUUGUUUACAAAAUAAAUAUUUAAAACUGAA